UCAAUAUCGUGUUUCUCGAAGAACCUCCAUACAUCAGCUUGGCUUCACCCGACCCAGUGACGGGCCAGUGCAACGCGAACCGUGGCAUCCUCUGCAGAGUUGCUACGAAGGCAAUGAUGGCAAACGUGACCAACCAGACUCUGGCUCAGCAGAACAGCACCUACUACCAAUGCUGUUCGGGAUUCUGCAUAGACAUGUUGCAGAAAUUCUCGGAUGAGCUCGGUUUCUCGUACGAUCUCUUCCGCGUUGAGGAUGGCAAAUGGGGCACGCUUGAGAAAACCGAAACUGGCUACAAGUGGAACGGUCUGGUCGCCGCCCUCAUGAACCACAAGGCGGACAUGGCACUGAGCAGCUUCAAGAUCAAUUCGGAGCGUGAGAGUGUCAUAGACUUUACGGUGCCAUUCCUCGAGUCCGGGAUAGCCAUUGUGGUCGCCAAAAGGACCGGUAUUAUCUCACCCACGGCGUUCCUGGAACCGUUCGACACUGCCUCGUGGAUGCUGGUCGCCUUCGUUGCUAUACAAGUGGCUGCUCUCACUGUGUUUCUCUUCGAAUGGCUCAGCCCCGGAGGAUACAACAUGAAGGUUGCCCCUCCCCGCGACCACAAGUUCUCUCUCCUGCGGACGUACUGGCUCGUGUGGGCGGUGCUGUUCCAAGCGGCCGUCCACGUCGACUGUCCGAAAGGGUUCACGGCUCGAUUCAUGGCCAAUAUCUGGGCCAUGUUCGCCGUGGUGUUCCUGGCCAUCUACACUGCUAACCUGGCCGCCUUCAUGAUCACGCGAGAGGAAUACCAUGACUUCUCAGGCAUCGAGGACCACAGGCUCCAGAACCCCUACGUGAAGAAACCCCCCUUCAAGUUCGGCUACGUGACAUACACCAAUACGGAAACCAUCCUGAACAAACACCAGCCCGAGAUGUUCCGGUACAUGAGGGAAUAUAGCAAGUCGAGUAUCGCUUCUGGGAUCAAGGCUAUCAAGAAAGGGGACCAGGACGCCUUCCUCUACGAUGCCACUGUGCUGGACUACCUGGUGGGCCAAGAUGACGAGUGCCAACUGCUGACGGUGGGCACUUGGUAUCACAUGACGGGGUACGGCAUCGCUUUCCCGAGAGGAUCCAAGCACACGGCACAGUUCAACGAGAGACUCAUGUCAUACAAGGAUAACGGAGACAUGGAGAGGAUACAAAGGUUCUGGCUGACGGGCGCCUGUAAACCCAAGAAACAAAACAAACGAGCAUCAGAACCCUUAGCCCUGGAGCAGUUCUUGUCCGCGUAUCUCCUGCUGUUCUCUGGGGUCCUGCUGGCGCUGAUCCUGCUCCUGCUCGAACACUUCUACUUCAGAUACGUGAGACAACACUUAGCCAAGACGGAUUCCGGAGGCUGCUGCGCGCUCAUCAGUCUGAGCAUGGGUAAAUCGCUGACGUUCCGCGGCGCUGUGUUCGAGGCCCAGGACAAGCUGAGGCGCCACCGCUGCCGAGACCCGCUCUGCGACACCCACAUCUGGAAGGUGAAGCACGAGCUCGACAUGGCCAGGGUCAGGAUCAAGCAGCUGGAGAAGGAGCUGGAGUCCCACGGCGUCAAGCCCAGCAGGAAGUUCGCCAGCAG
Messenger RNA from Penaeus chinensis, 1600 nucleotides. Its product is annotated as glutamate receptor ionotropic, NMDA 2A-like. Gene Ontology annotation, molecular function: transmitter-gated monoatomic ion channel activity involved in regulation of postsynaptic membrane potential; NMDA glutamate receptor activity. Gene Ontology annotation, biological process: synaptic transmission, glutamatergic; modulation of chemical synaptic transmission; monoatomic ion transport. Gene Ontology annotation, cellular component: plasma membrane; postsynaptic membrane. The record is from RefSeq and is a predicted model, not a curated record. NCBI's taxonomy places the organism in Eukaryota, Metazoa, Arthropoda, Malacostraca, Decapoda, Penaeidae.